Messenger RNA from Daucus carota subsp. sativus, 3925 nucleotides. RefSeq names its product probable carboxylesterase 18. The record is from RefSeq and is a predicted model, not a curated record. The coding region runs from base 2806 to 3819 and encodes 337 amino acids. Gene Ontology annotation, molecular function: hydrolase activity. The transcript has 2 exons. Lineage: Eukaryota; Viridiplantae; Streptophyta; Magnoliopsida; Apiales; Apiaceae.
GAAGGAUUCGGAACAAGUGUCUGAAUAUAUAAUCGUAUGCAAACUGUGGCAAAUUACCUUCAGAUACAACGGAGAAAAUUCAUUUGAGGCAAGGUAAGAUAUUGAGUUCUCUAGCAUGAAAAUUUAAAAAUAUCAUGUGCGCAAUUGAGGAGUCCAAAAACCUGGAAAAAAUGACUGUUGAUGGACUUGCUGGGUCUUGAUCUUGAGGCACAUAAACAGCGAAAAAAAAUGAAGGAGCUGGAGCCUCUUGCAGAAGAACUACAAGCAAAGGCCACAAUGAAAGAAGAUAAAGCACUAUUUAUGCCAGAAAAUCAUGGCAAGGGACGCGAUCGUGAUAAUCAUAAAUUUAUUUGCAGUAGAGGCCCCAGGCAUGGAAACAACAGAAUUUGAUGAAAAAGGUCAAAAAAACCCAACAUAAUUGGCACGGAAGAGGAAAUAGCCAUGACAAAGAUGGCAGAUCAACUCUGGAAGAGGCAGAGAAUCAAUUAAAUGUUACAAUUAUUGAAAGUCCGGGAAUUUUGCUAAAGAAUGCUGGCUUAACAAUAAGGUUGAGAAACGAGCAAGUUCAGGCAUUUUGAUAAAGAAUGCUGGUUUAACAAUAAGGUUGAGGAGCAAAUUUAGUCCAGAAAGAGGAUCAUGGUAUAUAUUGUCCUAAUGACGUACAAAGAUGUUUUUCAUUGAAAAAAAUCGCCAUAAUAAAUUUUAUUUUGUUGUUCCGUCCAGGUUGGGAAGCAAAUAAAUUUAUUUAGAUUUUUGACAAAAAGAUGUUCAUAGAUAUGUGCAGGAGAGCUUCUGUGGAUAAACUUGAACGGACCAUCUUUACAUUUGACAAACUUAUGUUAUCCGCAAUACAAGGUAAGCAUGUUUUACAUAUAUAGAACAUUGUUACAACUACAUACAAAACAACGUAGUACAAAUUUUCAUUUUGUUCAUUAACAUUUAAUUUGAGUUGCAUUCUGAACUUGAAGCUUUCUUGUCGUCCUAUCAAUUCAAAAGUAACCACUUAUAUACAACAUAUACGCAUUUUAUAAAUCUUGUACCCCUGAGCUGAUACUUAAGCUGCAGGCCUGCAGUCAGAUGGAAACUAAUAAUUCACAACUCGAAAAAUUAAUUGAUUUGCCCACAGAUUUUGAUCAGUGUUGACAUGUAUAACUUCUCCUGUAAUAAUAAAGAUGAAUAGAUGUUUAGGAGAGCUCACUUCUGUGGAUAAAAUUCAACUGACCAUCUUUUCAUUUGACAGACUCAUGUUAUCCGCAUUAUAAGCUAGCAUGUUUCACAUUUGACAACUAGCUACAUAGUACAAAUUUUCAUUUUGUUCAAUAACAUUUUGUUUCAAUUGCAUUCACCUAAGCUUUCUUGUCAUAUUAUAAAUUCAGAAGUAACCACUUAAAGACAACAUAUACGCAUUUUAUGAAUCUAGGACCCAUGAGCUGAUGCUUAAAUUGCAUGCCUGCAGUCAGAUGAAAAUUCUAACCAGCUCCGAUAAAAAAGAACCAUCACUUCCUUUAAAGACCCGCAUCACCAUCGCCUUACUUAACAUCUUAGUGAACCUUUUAAUUCUGGUUCAAGAAUUCGUCUGAUUUUUGCCUGAAUCUGAUAAAGACCUUAUACAGUUUUUCCCUUUUAACCUGAGUCUUACAGGACCUUAUAAUAUUGUUGGUACAAGUCUGGUCGGGUCCAACACCGAAAAGUUGAGAAAAAUACAAUUUUUGAAAAAUACAAACAAGAAAAAUCCAGUUUCUUGGCCUGGCCUUAAGAACCAAGACUUUCGAAUUAAUUACGAGGGAAUGGCCCAAAUGUUUGUAAAAAACGAUGGCUCCUGAUCUCAGUUAGAGAAUCCGGUCUGAACAAGGCUCAGGCUUACGUCUCUCAUUUAUUAGUGCAUCUUUAGUACUCUAUUCUCAUACUCUAGUUGGUCGAAGUAGCAGAACAGAAUGAUAAUUAUUCACCAUUAUCAUGUAUAUUUGUCCUGUAAUGCCUUUGGUUAUCUGCUUAACAUCAUUGUGCACUAUGUUUUACUUUCAUACCCUUAUCUAUUACAUGUUGGGUCCUGUUCCUUAGCAACCGCGUGUUAGAUAAGGGUUAUCUAACACACUGUACGGGGGCCGUUAGAUUCAAGGGCUCAGAUCCAAUCUUGGGUUUUUAAUCUAUCCGCGGAAGGGAAAACUCUUUAUCCACGGUUAUUUUCCGCGGAAGGGAGUUUUCCCUAUCCACGGUUAUUUAUAGCACUUUGUCUUGCCAUAUUGGUUAUUGACGUGUGUAUUGAUGCAUCCAUGUUAAUCACUCUGGGCCAUAUAGUAUUUCCAAACUGUAGGUAAAAGGCCGACCUUGGUGCCUCUGGAGCGGCUAGAUCGAUUCUGGAGGUCAUUGUUACCAGCCGGGCGCGCAUGUAACAGGAACCACAAGGCAGUAAAAAUCACUGGGCCUGAAGCUGGGGACUUAUCACGUUGGAAUUUCCGUCAACAAUUGUGUCUGUCGGAGGAUUGGAUAAAAUUCUUCUCAGCGCCAAAUUAGUUGAAUUUUGAAGAGUUUUUAAGUUGUGCAGGCCUAGGUUCACCUCUGUGGAUAAACUUCACCAGGUCAUCUUUUCAUUUCACAAUCUAUUAUUAUCCCAAAGUUAAAAUACAUAACAAGUUUUACAAACUUUCGGAAAACUACACACACAUAAGUACAAAUUGUCAUCUCUCUUAUUAUCGUACUAUCAUUCUGAAGUGACACUUUCCACUUAGCAUACGACAUUCCGCAUUUUAUAGAUCUUGUACACUGGAGCUGAUAACUUAAUCUGCGCGCCUGCAGUCAGAUCAUAUGGAAACUCCGGUCAGCUCCAUCGAUGAAAAAGCACCAUCACUUCCUAUAAAACCUCGCGUCACUAUUGCCUUGCUCAACUCCUUAAUAAACGUUUGUUACAAAAAUCAUGACUCUAUGCGUAGACGCCUCUGGAACUUCUUAUGCAAACCCUUACUCACUUCAUCAAACCCUGAACCCAUAAAUGGUGUCUUGACUUAUGAUGUUACUGUCGAUUCCUCUCGUGACCUUUGGUUCCGUGUUUACGUGCCAACAACCACCACCGCGUCUCUUCCAGUAAUAAUUUACUUCCAUGGCGGUGGAUUCGUUCUUUGUAGUCCUCAUAUAAAGUUUUAUGAUGAUGUGUGCCGCCGUUUAGCAGCUGGAGUUUUGGCUAUUGUUGUGUCAGUUAAUUAUCGACUUGCACCUGAACACAAGUACCGUGCUCAACAUAUUGAUGGAUUUGAUGUACUUAAGUUUAUAGACGCGAAAAAGCAGAUUUUGCCAGAAAAUGCAGACCUGGCUAGGUGCUUCCUUGCUGGAGAUAGUGCAGGUGGAAAUAUAGCACACCAUGUGGCCAAAUCAGUCUGUGAGUCUUGCUUAGUGUUAAUUAAGGUUAAAGGACUGGUAGCUAUUCAACCAUUCUUUGGUGGGGAAGAGCGGACAGUGUCAGACGAGAGAAUAAUUAGGCCGAAUGUGGUGUCUUUGGAGCUGUUAGAUCAAUUCUGGAGAUCAUGGUUACCUGCAGGGAAGGAAUGUAACAGAGACCACAAGGCAGUCAAUGUCACUGGCCCUCAAGCUGCGGAUUUAUCAAGACUUGAUUUUCCGCCAACAAUUGUGUUUGUCGGUGGCUUGGAUACUUUGCAAGAUUGGCAAAGGCGGUACUUUAAUUGGCUCAGGAAUGCAGGAAUUGAAGUUGAUUUGGUUGAAUAUCCAAGCGCCAUUCACUGUUUUUUCUACUUCACUGAGUUGCCGGAGUCUCAUCAGCUGAUAACUGAUAUCAGACAAUUUGUUUGUAAACAAGAGAGUAAUUAAUUUAUGAUAAGCUGAACUCAGUACUACAGAAUAAAAUGACAAUGCAUGAGGCAUCAUUAUAAAUGUAUGAUAUUAUUACCUAAGCAUCCAUUCUGUACUGUUUCUG